This is a messenger RNA of Kalmanozyma brasiliensis GHG001, 1758 nucleotides long. RefSeq names its product Low temperature requirement A. The coding region runs from base 1 to 1758 and encodes 585 amino acids. The transcript has a single exon. NCBI's taxonomy places the organism in Eukaryota, Fungi, Basidiomycota, Ustilaginomycetes, Ustilaginales. The record is from RefSeq and is a predicted model, not a curated record.
AUGACGGUCAAGCAGCUAGCCGCAGCCGGCGGGUCCUCCGCUCACCACGCAGCCCAGGCGCACGCCCACCAACCGCAUCACCUCAAGUACGGCAACAUCAUUGCGAGCGGGUUCGCGCCCGACGACUCUGACGACGAACAAGAUGAUCCCAUUGAAGACGAAACCUUCUCUGGCGGUUCGACCCUCAACACCACCGCCUCGACCUCCUCCGCACCACGAGAUGCCGCCUCGCGCCGCUAUCGCAACCUGGAGCGGCUCGACGCUUCUUCCCGUGAGCUCCACUCCACCCGUCGGUACCUCUUCCGCCGCCCGCGCGCGCUCCAGUACUUCCGGGGCAACACCCUCGUCCGUUCCUCGGCCGAACGCUCCUCGCAUCGGCUCGAGCUGUUCUUCGACCUGGUGUUCGUCGGACUCAUCGCGACGCUUGCCGAGGAGGCGAUUCACGAGCACACCUGGGGCGGCAUUGUGCGAUAUGUAUUGACGUACACCGCAGCGUGGAUGGUGUGGAACUACAUGCGCGAGGUGUUCAAUGCGUUUUUCGUCGAUGACCUACCGCAGAGGGUGCUGGUGUUGGGCGUCAUGGCGUGCCUCGUGGUGUUUGGGAACAACGCACCGAACGCCGAAGAGCUGCACGAAGAGUCCGGUGCGAGAGCAACCGCGAUCGGGACGUACCUGUUGGCGGGCGGGAUGGUGUUCAGCGUCAUGACAGCCUACUCGUUCUACAUCUGCCAGUAUCGCAUCCAGAUUCGCGCACAAGCCACCGUCUGGCUCAUCCUACUCACUCUAUGGAUCAGCUCGAUCUUCGUUUCCACCCGCACCUGCAUCGCUAUGGUCAGCAUCGCUCUAGUACUCGAGUACGCCUCGUGGCUGUUCUUCUACAGCCCGUUGUUCAAACGCCUCGCCAAGCUGCGAUACAGCUCGGCGGUGGCGAUCGAGCACGAGAUCGACCGCUUUACGGAUUUUGUCACGCUAGUCCAUGGCGAGUUCCUGUACAGCGUUCUAUCGGGUCAACCCGUUGGAACGGGGUUGCACUCGGGUGUCGCGCGAACACUCCUCACUGUAGUGAUCGCGUUUGUGCUUCAUGGCAUGUAUUGUACCGGCGCAGGCAGUAGAAGGAUCACCCACCCAAUCAGACGGUCAAUGUGGCACGCUCUGCCGUAUUUCGGAUUGCACCUGCCUUUGGUUUCGGCGAUAACAUUGUGCGGUGAUGCAACGGCGGAAUUGGUCAAGGAGAACGAGGUGGCGCAGGGGGUGAGGUGGAUCUUUGCUGGAUCGUAUGCGGUCGGUGUUGUGUGCAUGACCCUGCUGGUGAUGUUGGAGACGGAGCACGACGAUAAAGGCGAGCUGUACUUUUCGAAAGCCGUACGGAUCGCACCGAGAUUCGUGGCGGCGAUAGUGGUGGCACUAUUGCCGCUGGCAGAUCAGGAGCGGGUGAACUCGACGGCGCUACUUGGUGCAGCGGCGGCGUUGGGAGGUGGCGCGUGGAUGUGGCAGGAGUUGGGGUCGUUGGACGGUCCGAAUGCGGCAUGGUACCAAAAGGGUCAGGUUCAGGGUGCCGAAGGGCAAGAGGAAACACAGGCGGGUAGGAGGACGUGGAAAGGCUUUCCAACGCUCGUCGAGCCAGGUGCGUGGAUCGUGGACUCGACCAGGCAGCGGGGUCGCUCGACCACGUUUGAACAGGAGUCUCGUCCGGCUGCCACGGCGACAGAGGCAGCUGACGAAGUGCACACGUCGCAUUCCAAGCUUUCAGACGUCUGA